AUGGACAGGUUUGAUGUGGCCGUCGUUGGUCUUGGUGCAUUUGGAAGCGCAACAGUAUGGCAAGCGGCCCGAAAAGGGGUGAAGGUGGUGGGAUUCGAGCAAUUCGAGUUUGGACAUGUGCAUGGCGCUUCUCACGACACGUCGCGCAUUGUUCGGACAUCGUAUGAUGCUCCGGAAUACGUCGCGCUUGCCAAGUCCGCUUACAAAGACUGGACAGAACUAGAAAAAGCCGUGGGAAUGAAACUUUUGACGAUAACCGGUGGUAUCGUUGUCCUCGCAAAUGACCGUUCUUGCUCUGCCAGCGCAAAGGCUUCGAACUAUACGGCGAGUUUAGACGCAAACAACGUGCCUUACGAGCUCCUCAAUGCCCAACAGGUCAAGAAGCGAUGGCCGCAAAUCAACCUUGGAGAAGACGUGGAUGCGGUGUAUACUGCCGACACUGGCAUGGCCCACGCCGCCAAGUCAGUGACAGCGAUGCAAUUUGCGGCUCGCGCCCACGGGGCCGUUCUUAAAGAAAACACGACCGUCAUCAGAGUCGUGCCUCUUGCAGGGGCCCAAAACACUAAAGGAGUCCUCGUGAAAACAACAAAAGGCGAUUUCCACGCAAACAAGGUCGUUCUAGCCGCAGACGCCUGGAUCAACAAACUGCUUGCCCCUCUGGGUGCUCAAAUUCCGCUCACGGUCAUGCAAGAACAAGUAACAUACUUUAAGCCAACCAACCCCUCAUCCUUCGAGCCCGGUCAAUUUCCAGUUUGGAUCUGGAUUGUCGAUGGCAGAGCAUUCUACGGAUUUCCUUCUUUUGGCGAACCCACGAUCAAGGCUGCUCGUGACGCGUCAGACAAUCUCAUGUCACCGGAAGAGCGGACGUACGUCCAUUCCCCAGAACUCCUCCACGAGUUGACUACUUUCAUGAAUGGCUUUAUAUCAGAAGACCAGAAGCUUGAAGCUCUUCGCACAGUAACCUGCCAAUAUGCUAUUACUCCUGACCGACAAUUCGUGCUCGGUCGGCUGGAGAAUCAUCCCGAGAUAUUCAUUGCGCUAGGAGCCGGUCACGGUUUCAAAUUCGCACCCGUCAUUGGCCGUGUUAUGGCUGAGCUGGCCAUAGACGGAGAGACAACAGAAAAUAUCUCCAAGUUUGGCGUCCCGUCGAGUCGGUCGCCACUUCAAAGUAAAAUUUAG
Messenger RNA from Phaeoacremonium minimum UCRPA7, 1179 nucleotides. Its product is annotated as putative sarcosine oxidase protein. NCBI's taxonomy places the organism in Eukaryota, Fungi, Ascomycota, Sordariomycetes, Togniniales, Togniniaceae. Gene Ontology annotation, molecular function: sarcosine oxidase activity; flavin adenine dinucleotide binding. The transcript has a single exon. The record is from RefSeq and is a predicted model, not a curated record. Bases 1 to 1179 code for a protein of 392 amino acids.